Messenger RNA from Hypoxylon fragiforme, 1646 nucleotides. RefSeq lists its product as uncharacterized. Bases 206 to 1309 code for a protein of 367 amino acids. The transcript has 2 exons. The record is from RefSeq and is a predicted model, not a curated record. NCBI's taxonomy places the organism in Eukaryota, Fungi, Ascomycota, Sordariomycetes, Xylariales, Hypoxylaceae.
UACAUACGUAGACUCGGCUUAAACCGUAAGGCAAGUCUCAAGUUUGAGGGGACUUUCCUUUGAUGAUUUACUCGUAAGCUAUCCAUAUGGAUGUAUAAAGAAAAGAGAUUCUCUCACUUACUUUAGACAGGCCGCUCUCAUAAACACAAGACUCUAGCACUUCACCUACAGCUUAGAAAAAAACAUAAUUAUUCAAUCAGACACCAUGCGUUUCAUCACAGCCUCGCUUAUCAUGGCUACAGUAGCCGUAGCCCACGUUGCCGAGCAAGUUCCUCGGGAUGCCAUGAUCACACCUGCUCCUGUAUUGAAGAAUUUGAAGGGACGCCAAUCCUGGCAGGCCUCUCUAUCCUCGGCACUCGCCGUAGCCAGUGCAGCGCAAGCACGGGCUAGUUCGAUCGCAGCACAACAGGGACAAGGUGGAAGUUGGCAACAAGCGGAAAGCGCUGCUUUGGCCGCCGCUAGCCAGGCGGCAGCGGCGGCUAGCAGCAUAGCGGCUCAGUAUGGGAGACGCGAGCUUGAUGAACGGCAGGAUUGGGACAACGUUCAAUCGGCAGCCGAAGCAGCCGCAAGCGAGAUAGAUGCGGCAGCAAGCAGCAUAGCAGAACACUUCGAUAAACGAGAUAUUCUGCAUGCACGACAAGCAUGGGAGGUUGCAGAGUCUGCAGCCGAGGCAGCCGCCAGCGAGGUCGUGGCGAUUGCCAACAGUAUUGCAGGCCACUUUGGUAGACGUCAAGACUGGCAAUCGGUUGCUAAUUCGGCAGAAAGUUUGGCAAGCUCUUGGGCCAGUGCCGGGCAAUCGCUAGGCCAAUCAUGGGAGUCGGUCGGAAACAGCAUUGCCAGCUCCGCCGAUAGUUUUGCCAACUCGGUGGCCACCAGCGCCGAAGGCCUCGGCUCAACGAUUGCAAACAGUGCAGAAAGCCUGGCCACUUCCGUAGCCAACAGUGCUGAAAGCUUAGCCACCUCUGUGGUCAAUAGCGCUGAGAGUGUAGCCUCCACGGCCGGCCAGGCUGCUGUAUCUUCAGCCAACGCCGCUGUUUCGAGUGCUAGCGAUGUUGUUGCUAGCGCUGAGAGCGUUGCCUCUACUGCUACUGGCAGUGACCAGUCUGCAGCCUCCUCGGCUGUUCAAAGCGCUCACUCGGUUGCCUCCGCUGCCUCAUCCGCCGCGUCGUCCGCCGCUUCAGCAGCUGCAAGUACCACGGUUGCUACUCCGACUACGAAUAUGGCAACAGGCACAACUGGAUUAUCCUCGCCACUGUUGUGCAUGGGAGCCGCAUCAUUUGCUGUGCUAUUGGGCGCGAUCAUAUUGUAGUGUGCUUGUAUGUAUAAAGGGGAUAAAGGGAGCGAGUCUGAUUAUUUCAGGAUAGAUCGAAGAUAUAAAUAAGGUUUAGCAAGGAUACAAGGAUAUAAAUAUGAUAGUAUGAGCUUAUUCAAUUUUAUAAAUGAUAUUUGGACUACUUCAGUAUCAUUUUCACAUGGCUUCUUUAGAAGAAUGGGAAUUGAAGAUCUCGAGAAUAUUGGACUGGAUUCCAGUUGGCAACUUGGACGACUAUCUACUCCACGAAGAUAGAGAAGUACUCUAGGUUAGGUAAGUGAAAGGCUUGGCAUUCAAUUAACACGAACGAGACGCGCUAUAAUUGAGUAGUCUU